Molecule: messenger RNA, 1190 nt
Organism: Funneliformis mosseae
Lineage: Eukaryota; Fungi; Glomeromycota; Glomeromycetes; Glomerales; Glomeraceae
Source: the annotation of a GenBank genome assembly
AAAUGACUAAAGGAACUGCAUUUGGCUUAAGUUGUUGUCUUCGAGCAAAAAUUGACAUGUCAAACCCAAAUAAAGCUUUACGUGAUCCAGUAAUUUAUAGAUGUAACAUAUUGCCUCAUCAUCGUACUGGGAAUAAAUGGAAGGUUUAUCCAACAUAUGACUUUGCAUGUCCAGUCGUAGACGCAGUAGAAGGCGUAACACAUGCGUUGAGAACUAAUGAAUAUCGAGAUAGAAAUUCUCAAUAUGAUUGGAUCCUUAAAGCUUUGGAUUUAAGAAAAGUUCAUAUUUGGGAUUUCAGUAGAAUGAAUUUUGUUUAUACAUUGUUGUCAAAGCGUAAAUUACAAUGGUUUGUGAAUCAAGGCAUCGUUAGUGGAUGGGAUGAUCCAAGAUUCCCAACAGUUCGCGGAAUCGUACGUCGUGGAAUGACAGUUGAAGCCUUGAAUCAAUAUAUAUUGACUCAAGGAGCGUCACAGAAUGAUGUUUUAUUGGAAUGGGAUAAAUUAUGGGCAAUAAAUAGAAAAGUUAUAGAUCCGGUUGCUCCCAGACACACUUCAAUUAUCAAACAGGAUAUAGUGAAGGCAAAUAUUUUGGGAGGACCCGAGAAUGCUUAUUCAAAAGAGGUGACCAAGCAUAAAAAGAACCCAGAUGUCGGAAAUAAACAAACUUGGUUUUCCUCUAAUAUUUGGGUUGAACAAGAGGAUGCAAAAACUUUUGAAAUCGAAGAAGAGAUCACACUUAUGGAUUGGGGAAACGCAAUUAUUAAAGUCAUUCAUAAGUCUGAUACAAAUCCAAGUAUUGUUACAGGUCUUGAAUUGCAACUUCACUUGGAGGGAGAUUUCAAAAAAACCAAAAAGAAAAUUACAUGGCUUGCCGAUACUAAAUCGAUUUCUGAAGUUGUAUUAAUCGAUUAUGAUUAUCUAAUAAAUAAGAAGAAACUGGAGGAAGGCGACGAAGUUGAAAAUUUUGUCACGGAGAAAACGGAAUUUUUAACCGAUGCCUUAGCCGAUAGUAACGUUAAGGAGUUAAAGAAAGGUGAUAUAAUUCAGUUUGAGCGUCGUGGAUAUCAUAUAUUGGAUAAUGACCCUUCUGAACCGGUUCUUCGCUUUAUUCGUAUUCCGGAUGGCAAAGCUAGCAAUAUGGCAUCUAAAGCCAGUGAGAAAGUGAAUGAUGAUGGGAAGAAAGUAUGCUAA